Anolis sagrei ordinatus is the source of this 1631-nucleotide messenger RNA. RefSeq names its product alkaline ceramidase 1 (gene ACER1). Gene Ontology annotation, cellular component: membrane; endoplasmic reticulum. The record is from RefSeq and is a predicted model, not a curated record. Lineage: Eukaryota; Metazoa; Chordata; Lepidosauria; Squamata; Anolidae. Gene Ontology annotation, biological process: ceramide catabolic process; sphingosine biosynthetic process.
AUUGUUCAUUAUUAUUUGUUAUUAUAGAUCUCUCCACUGUUGCUCGGCCCAGGGAACCCAAAACCGUUGCAUGGACUGUGUGAUCCUCCUCCUCUUCGAAUUAUAUUAUUUCCUCUUUUCCCAAGGAAAGACCUGUGGAGGCGGGUGCGAAAGGCAGUGGCGGGAGGUUCCCAAGAUGUCGAAGGACAAAAAACGUAUAUAGUGGAAACCCUCGGAAACAUGCAAAAAUGUGAUGGAUUUGGUGCCAAUAUGAAGAAGGCUCUGCACCUGUAAGGGGAGAAAGCAAGAUGGAAAGGAUUGUGUUUCGAACUCAGCACCGAGACCCAUUCGGAGGGCGGUGAAAGGAGGAGGCCAGAUAAGCAUCUCAGGUGUGUCGAAAUGUACCUGGGAAAGCCUUUCUUGUGUUGUCUCAGGUGUGGCAUUCGGCAUGUAUUUAAACACCUGCGGACAGGUGUCGGCCAAAGGUAGUGCUGGAUGGAGGAGCCUCCUGGGAGUCCCCUUUGACCCACCUCGAAGGAACGGCGUUAGAAGGAAAGAGAGAAAGAAAGUGAGACAGAGAGAAAGAGACGGCUACCUGUCGAUAACAGGCAACACCUUGCCAGGCUCAUCUUUGCAGGAUGCCCAGCAUCUUUGCCUAUCAAAGCGCGGAAGUCGACUGGUGCGAAGGGAACUUUGAGCAUUCUGAGUAUAUCGCCGAAUACUACAAUACGAUCAGCAACAUCUCCUUCUUCAUCCUGGCACCUUUCCUUCUCUGGAUGAAUGGCUCCUAUAUGAAAUUCCGCCCGAAUCCUGUCAAGAGCCUUUUUGUGGCCCAGCUUUGCAUCGGGGCCUUUUCCAUGUACUUCCACAUGACACUGAGCUUUGCCGGUCAGUUAUUGGAUGAACUCUCCAUCCUGUGGGGAAUGUCCAUCUGCUACGCCUUUUGGUUCCCCACUCGCCACUUCCCCGGAUUCAUCAAGAACAGAGACCAGUUUAUGGUGCUGGUGGCGCUGGUGUCGGCAGGCAGCACUCUGCUGUCCUUCCUCCGCCCGGCUUGGAAUGCUUACGCCCUCAACUGCGUGGCCUUCCACCUGCUCUACUUGCUGGGCCAGGAGCUCCGCAGCUGUGCGGAUGUGCGCGUCCACCGUGUGGCGGGCCUGCUGCUGGCCUGGUGGCUGCUUUCCAUCAGCUGCUGGCUGACCGACAAGUUUCUCUGCGGAUUCUGCCAAAGGAUCAGCUUCUGCUAUUUCCACAGCUUCUGGCAUGUCUUCAUCAACGUGGCCCUCUACUACUGCGCUACGCUGGUGAUCUACUUUGACCUUUUGCACGAGGGUCCCCCGCGACCUCCCUUCGCCCGGCCGCGUCUGGCCUACUGGCCCAGCGAGGACAGCCCCUGCGCCCUGCCCUACGUCACUAUAACGCCCCCCAAAGACUGCUAGCAUCAACAACCACAAACAACAACAACGAGGCAACAGCCCUUCCCUUUGGGGCAUUUCCUAUCUUUGAGAAACCUUGCUCUGUCCCGCUGCAGCGAGCGCCGAUCCCAUCCGCGUAUUUAUUUUUAUAUAUAUGGGGAAAAAUCACUGGCCAAUAUUUACAGUUUCCUCGAUUUUUUUCUUUUUUUUCUUUUUGGUGUUAAAUAAACCAUUUUA